CCUUGGCGCCAUGCUCAGGAUCGACAAUGGUGGCCGGGAACGUUACGCUCGGUCGGUCCGCGAGGUUGAACAGCGAUGUAUCUCCGGCAUAGUCGUUAAGUCGUGCGGUGCAGAGACCCAUGGCGUGCAAAAAGCGAUAAGCGCAUUGAUCGGACGGCCCGUGCCCGUCCGGCUGGCAGUCGCCUGCCAGUAGUGCAGGAAGCCCUUGUGCCAUGCCAAAUUUUGCGAUUCGCUUGCCAGCUUCCGUACGUGCUCAGGUGCUUCUAUGGCUCUGGACCAGUCAUCACUACGCUGUACAUGCUGUGGAAGGGAGACAGAGGGUGUGUUUGAGCGUUAUCGCUUUGGCAUGUACCACCUUCAUUGCGACUCGGGCUCUCCGCCGUUGGGUACCCAGGUUGCGGUAUCUCGCCAUCAUCCGCGCUCCAUAUGACCAUGAUAAUCUUUCCAACGUACAAGCUGCAAGGUGCAAAGACGAUGUCAUGGUGGUUGGCAUUCUGGAACUUCUCCGUCGCCUCGCUCAAGCCGCGCACGAUAGAUUGAUCGAUGGGGGUGGGUCACGUCGUCAUCCUAAAUGAUACCGAAGCACAGUUUGAUCUAUCCCUUAAUGCGCCUCAGCCACAGCAUCUACCUUCAUACAGUGCG
This is a messenger RNA of Tilletiaria anomala UBC 951, 642 nucleotides long. RefSeq lists its product as uncharacterized. The transcript is spliced from 2 exons. The record is from RefSeq and is a predicted model, not a curated record. Lineage: Eukaryota; Fungi; Basidiomycota; Exobasidiomycetes; Georgefischeriales; Tilletiariaceae. The coding region runs from base 213 to 575 and encodes 120 amino acids.